UCCGUGGAAACCAUGAUCGAUAUAUCACCGUAAAGCACAAGUUCUCUCGACCAAUAUCCGCCAGAUAUGUUCGUGUGCAUCCUGUCAGUUGGUAUGCGUGGGUAUCCAUGAGAGUAGAGUUCUAUGGAUGUGCGAUAGGCCCUCGCUGCAACAAAGCCCUAGGAAUGCAACGUGGAUUACCAAGCCGAAUGAUCACAGCCUCCUCAGAAUACAACCGUUACCAUGGCGCAUCACGUGGUCGACUCCACGCAAGGCGUGCAGGCAGAUACAUCGGUGCAUGGUCUGCAAAAAUCAGCAACCAUUACCAAUGGCUCCAGAUUUCAUUCCCUAAACUCAUGAGAAUUGUAAAGAUCGCCACCCAGGGACGACAGGAUUUCAAUCAAUGGGUUCGAAGCUAUCGAUUCUUCUACAGUACUGAUGGCGCUCACUUUGCCGUCUAUAAGAAGAAUGGAAACAUUAAGUACUUUACAGGAAAUAAAGACAGAAAUACCGUCCAGGCCAACAGGUUGUUCCCAUCAGUCAUAGGAAGAGUCUUCCGAAUCGCCCCUCAUUCAUGGUAUUCAUACAUUUCCAUGAGAGCUGAGCUUUACGGAUGUCAAAUCAGUAACUGUCAAGCUUCCAUGGGAGCCGAAGAUGGUCGUAUUCCUCGUGGUUCGUUCCGUGCCUCGACAUUCUACAACGUACACUUGGCACCUUACCAAGGAAGACUUAACAGCAUCCGAUCUUGGAGUGCUCGCCAUAACAAUGCAAAACAGUGGCUCCAGAUUGAUUUGCUUGGUGUUGGUCGCAUAACUGGCAUAGCUUCCCAAGGAAGACGUGAUGCAAAUCAAUGGGUCACGAGCUAUGUACUGUCAUACUCACAUGGUCAUGUCUUCCGUGUCUAUAGAGAGGGAGGACGAGUUAAGAUCUUCCGCGCCAACUCCGAUCGCAACACCGUAGUGUACCAUCGUCUUCAAAAAACUGUUGUAUCUCAACGCGUUCGUGUUCAUCCCAAGAGAUGGCGAAGUCAUAUUUCGAUGCGAGUUGAGCUGUAUGGAUGCCUAAAAGGUCUUACAGAUCUUUGCAAUGCUCCAUUCGGCUUACAAAGCGGUCGCAUCAAGAACAACCAGAUCUCUUCCUCCACUCAACACAACAAAAACUUCGCUGCAUACAAAGCAAGACUCGGUGGCUCAGGAGGAUGGAUGUCACGAUACACAAACCAUAAACAGUGGGUCCAGAUUGAUCUGCGCCGCCUAUUGAAGAUUUCUAUGUUGUCCAUCCAGGGUAACCUUAACCAGAACGCUUUUGUCAGGUUAUACAAGGUUACGUACAGUAUGGAUGGGGCGCACCAGGCUACGGUUCUUGACGACACCAAUACAAGGAUCCAGUACUUUACUGGUAAUCACGAUUCAAAAGGAACAAUUGAAACUCGUUCGUUCCGUCCCGCCAUCGUUACCCGCUUCAUCAGGGUGUACGCCUACAGAAGCUACAGAAGAGACUCCAUGAGGCUGGAAAUACAUGGCUGCAGAGCCGUUCGAUGCGACGUGGCUCUUGGUGCAGAAGACUAUCGUCUCCCUGACGUCUCCUUCUCUGCUUCUUCGAGGCUCAGUUACACGUACUCAUCUCACAAGGCUCGUCUGAACAUGCGCAGUUACACCUGGAUCGCUAAGCACCGCAAUACGAAACAAUGGCUUCAAGUUGAUGUUGGCAACAGGGCAAGAAUCAUUAAACUAGCAACUCAAGGAAAUUACCGAUCUAACUACUGGGUCAGAGCGUUUACCCUGCAAUAUGGUUCUACGAUCGACUAUCUGAGGAACUACAAGGAAGGAAGUCGCGUGAAGGUCUUCCAAGCCAACUAUGACCGAUCCACAAUUGUCUACCAAAAUCUUCGUCCGAUCUCCACUCGAUACGUACGUUUCCGACCAACAUCUUGGCAAGGCUAUAUCUCCAUGAGAGUCGAACUUUACGGAUGCAGCGCUGGUCAUUUGUGUAACCGUAAGCUGGGCAUGCAGAAUGGUGGUAUACCAAACGGAGCUAUUACAGCAUCUAGUCAGCUUAUGACUGGAUUAGCUCCAUAUCUUGCGAGAUUGAACCUGAGGAAAAUGGGACGUAAAUAUGGUGCCUGGAUACCACAGCGACAAACUUACAAUGAGUGGUUACAGAUCGAUACGGGUCGCUUGUCAAAGAUCAUUCGUAUUGCAACUCAAGGCCGCCAAGAUGCAAGACAAUGGGUGACUCGAUACUAUCUGAGUAGCAGUGUAGAUGGCGUGCAUUUUACAAGAUAUACGCACAACUCCGUUGAUAAGCUAUUCUAUGCCAAUCGCGAUAGCAACACCAUCAGGUUCCAUUCUCUUAUCCCAGCCAUCCGUGGCCGCUUUGUUCGUGUCUAUCCAUGGGGAUGGCACAGCUACAUUGCUAUGAGAGUUGAACUGUAUGGGUGCAAGUUAGAAAAGUGUGGUGUUCCGGUUGGUUUACAAGACAGACGUAUCCCUGAUUCCUACCUGACGUCCUCAAGCAAAUGGGACGCCAAGCACGGUCCUCAACGUGCUCGUCUCAACCACCGAAACGUAGGUGGUACAGGUGCCUGGUCUUCACGUUAUAACAAUGCCAAGCAAUGGCUGCAAAUAAGACUGAAGGAGGUGACUACCAUCACAGUAAUUGCCACUCAGGGCCGAUAUGAUGCCAAUCAGUGGGUCAAGAGUUUUGAGCUUGGGUCAAGUUUUGAUGGAAGACGAUUCAGGAUGUAUGCUGUUAGAGGAAGAACAAAGCGUUUUACAGCAAAUUAUGACAGACAAACAGUUGUUAACAACCGUUUGAGUCCAAGGAUGAAAGCACGUUACGUUCGAAUCUACCCCAAGUCAUGGCACUCACACAUCUCCAUGAGAUUCGAGUUGUAUGGAUGCAGCCCAAAGAUGAGAGUGGUGUGCUACAAAGCAAUGGGUGUUGGUAACAAGCAGAUCCCUGACAGUAACAUGAGAGCAUCCUCUCGCUGGAGUAGAAAAUAUACAGCACAGUAUGGUCGUUUAGCUCCACCAGCCGGAGGAGGGUAUAAGGGCACAUGGAUUGCACGUCAUAAUAACUACAACCAAUGGCUGCAAGUUGAUCUUGGUCGCGCAACAAAGAUCACUAAAGUGGCCACUAAAGGACGCUAUAAAGUCUCCCAGUGGGUCAAAUCAUUUUACCUUCAGUACAGCAACAACGGUAGAUCCUUCAAAUACGUCCGAGAGGGUAAACGAGUUAAGUUGUUCAAAGCUAACACCAACUACUAUAGCAUUGUGGAUAACCCAGUCAACCCGUCUGUUGUCGCACGAUAUAUUAGGUUCAACCCGCGUUCAUGGCAUAGACACAUAUCGAUGAGAGUUGAGGUUUACGGCUGUUAUUCAAAUGCACCAAGCGUAUCCCGUCCGACCUUAACACCAACGACCAGGCAAAAACAAGGAAUAGUCAAGGUUAUAGCGCGCUGUCAGUUUAGGAUAAGGAAUCAGAAGCGCAGACGAGUUGUGUCAAUGGUUCAGUUCGUUGUCAACAACCGCGUCACAAGGACAGUACGUGUCAAUGGACACCAUGCGGACCUUAUCGAAAACACUUACGGAUUCAGAGCAGGAACAAAGGUUUCUUGUCGUGUAAAGAGCCGAUUCGUUGGUGUGAAAGAAUGGAGCAGCUAUGAUGACAGCAACAAGGUCUUCUUUGGUUUGAAGGUACAUCCAAAGAAAAUCAUCAUCUCAGAGAAAACACCAUGGAAACCCGUGCGCAUCACAGGCUUCGUUCCGAUCACGUGCUACGGUCGCUCGCUGGGAUGUUCUAUCACGGCAAACAUCCGCAGCCAUGAUCAAUAUAUCACUGACAAAUGUGUCGUAAGAAUAUCAGAGCGUUCACGCAGGAAAUUUACCUUGAACGUUAAGGCUGUCAAGACAUUUGUGCAAUCUGGGAAAAAGACUAUGCUGCUUAAGUUUGAUGGUAUCAAAUCACGACCAGGUGGAAGUAGAUUCUGGGUUGGCUACAAAUUGCCAGCUGUAAAGAUAAUGUACAUACCUCCCGGUCGCCAAGGUGGCUACAGAAAGUGUCAGGCAACUGGCGAUCCUCACUACAGAACCUUUGAUGGAAAAUAUUACGACAUUCUUAGGAAUCCUGGUACUUACACCUUUGUCAAGAGCACGAAAAGACAUUUCGAGGUUCAAACUCGUAUCUGGCCUUGCUGGAGAGUUGUCUGUAACUGUGGUGUGGCUAUACGUGAGAAUGAUGACGUUGUGACAAUUGAUAUGUGUAACGGACAAUGGAGAAGAACAGUUCCUCGAGUCGUACAGAAAUCAAAGAAACCUCUUGGUAAUCGAAUUAAGAUAAAAAGCUUUGGUGGUGGGCAGCGCACGAGAUAUAAGGUUACAUUAAAAUCUGGGGUUUCAUUGAACAUCCAAACAAACACUGGUUACAUGAAUGUCUACAUCUCAGUACCUGGAGAGGAUUACAAGUCAGUUGUUGGUCUUUGUGGAAACAAUAAUGGAAAUCCGAGGGAUGACCUUCAAGGCAAGAGUGUUUAUGCAUUUGCCAAUAGAUACAAGCUAAAACCAGGAACCACUUUGUUCGAAAGUCUUCCACCUCGUAUUCCAAAGAUUACCGGUCCAGUACCAGCAUGCACUUGUGUCAGGCACAAUGGAAAAAGAAUCAAUUCCUGUGACAUUCGCCCCGCUCCUGAACUUGAAAAGGGAGGACAGACUGUAACGCCAAUUGUCGUACCACCACACCCAAAGAAACCAGGAAACAGAGAUAAUAAAGACUACGAUCCAGAUUCUAUUAACUAUGUCUACAAACCACCAAAGGUUAAUUAUGUUACCCCGACAUGGCCAACAAAAACUGGAAUCACCAAAGCAAAGGCAGUUAACCAUUGUAAGAAGAUACUUCGAGGCAUAGCAAAGACGUGUAGUAAAUACAUCAACUUUACGAAGAGAAAAUCCUUGCACGAAUGCGUCACGGAUAUUAAGAUUACCGGUAAGCUUAGCAUGGCCAGAUCUUCGUUGUCUAGUCUAAUGGAUGAGUGUAAGGACAAGAUGUUGCGUGACCCCAAAAACUACAAAAAAGACAAGAACGGAAAAGUUGUCCCCAACACUAAGAUCGUCGAUUCUUUCUGUCCCAACCAAUGUUCUGGCAGAGGUCGAUGUGUUCGAAAUAAGUGCAAAUGUAGAGGCAAGUGGACUGCAUCUGACUGCAGUAUUUCCAAGACCAAACCACCUAAGCUUGAUGGUAUUCAGUCCAAGGGACUAUGUGAUAUUCGCAACAGGGUUUGUCACUUCAACAGUGUCUAUGGAUUUGGAUUCUAUGAUCUUGGUCUUCGCUGUCAUAUGAAGAAGUUCCGACUUAUUGGCAAGAAGUGGCGCAGGGUUAGUUCUUAUGUCAAAAGACGAGGACACAUCCAGAAUUUCAGGGAGGUUCGAUGUACAAUCCCAAUAAAGAUUCGACGUAGGAAAGUGCGUGGUCUACCAAUACGAUUCCUGAUCGCAGUAUCCAACAAUGGCUUCUUAACCAGUAACACAAAGACACUAACGAUCUAUGAUUCAGCCUGUCACCUAUGCCAAUCAAACGGGCGUUGCUAUGCAAAGCGUAAUAAUUGUCAAAUCAAAGGUAUUUGUUACGCACCCAAUGAGAGCAACUCCAAGGACAAGCGUCUCAAGUGUGUACCCGUUGUCAAUAGAUACUCAUGGACAAGAGUUGGCUCUAAGCGUCGACCCUUGGGCAUGAACAGUGGAAAGAUUCCCAACAGAGCCAUCACAGCUUCCACCACAUGGAACAGAUACCAUGCACCAUGGUUAGCAAGACUAAACAAGCACUACAAGCGUCCUUAUGCUAAUGCAUGGUCUGCAAAAGUCAACAACAAAAACCAGUGGAUUCAGGUGUAUGUGGGUCGACCCAAGAAGGUUAAUGGUAUCGCUACACAGGGACGACGUGACGCUAAUCAGUGGGUGGUGACUUAUUAUAUUACUUACAGUAUGGAUGGUAUUCACUAUGUUCCCUACAAAUGCAAAAAGAUAUUCCGUGCCAACCGCAAUCGUAAUGGCGUCGUUCGACACAACCUCAGGCCUGCCAUCAUUGCUUCAUAUAUCCGUGUACAUCCAGUCAGAUGGGCAUCGCAUAUCUCCAUGAGGCUUGAGCUGUAUGGACACAGAAUGGCAUCCUAUAGACUACCACUUGGAGUUCAAGAUAACAGAAUCCCCCACAGUGCAAUUCAAUCCUCAUCUCGAUGGGAUAAUAACCAUGGACCAUUCAGAGGUCGUUUGUUCACUUGUAUCGAAGGCCGUCUCACUGGAGCCUGGUCCUCCAAACCUAAUAACAGAAAACAAUGGCUACAAAUCGACAUCGGAACAACAGCUAACGUGGCUGGCAUUGAAACGCAAGGCCGACAGGGCGUUAACCAAUGGGUAACGAGCUAUACUUUAGGAAGGAGUAACGAUGGAAUCACAUUUAAGACCUACACUAUGAGAAGAAGAGUCAAGGUGUUCCGUGGUAACAGAGACCAAAACACAGUGGUCAAACAUGCUAUCAUCCCAGCAAUACGCACGCGUUACGUCCGGAUAUAUCCACAAUCUUGGUACUCGCAUAUAUCCAUGAGAGUCGAGUUGUAUGGAAAAAGAUUAGUUCGUCGACCUAAAGCCAAGGCUCUUGGAAUCGGAAAAAGGCGCGUACCAGACCGAGCGAUCUCCGCAUCAACUAGAUGGAACAAAUACCACGCUGCGCACCUUGCAAGACUUAACCUCAAACGACGUGGGCGCUAUGUCGGAGGUUGGUCCGCGAGAAAGAAUAACAAAAGGCAAUGGAUUCAAGUUGAUCUUGGAAAACCUAAGAAAAUAGUUAAAAUUGCUACUCAAGGUCGACAAGAUUCUCGCCAGUUUGUGACAAGGUACAUCGUGAAGUCGAGCAUCGAUGGAGUGUACUGGGUUACAUACAAGAAGAGAAGCGUGCCAAAGGUGUUCAUUGGUAAUAGUGAUCAAUUCACCGUCAAAGAGAAUGCAUUUGAUCCUAAGAUUACAGCACGAUACUUCCGCGUCUAUCCAGUGGCCUGGGUAGGACAUAUUUCAUUAAGAUUUGAGUUGUAUGGAUAUCCUGCAUCGAGGAAAAACGUUCCUCUUGGCGUCGAGGAUGGAUACGUGAAAUGUCACCAGAUGAAAGCAUCUUCAAGUUGGGAUAAAUAUCACAGUGCAUGUCGUGGAAGACUCAACACCGUUAAACAAGGCCAUCACCGUGGUGCUUGGUCACCUAGAACACGAUAUAGGCAAUGGAUCCAAGUCAGGUUGAGCCGCCCAACUGCUAUUACCAAAAUAUUAACCCAAGGAAGACAGGAUGCCAGGCAGUGGGUUAACAAAUACUCCGUGACUUAUAGCAUUAAUGGACGAAGAUUCAGGACUUACAAAAUAGGAGGAAAGAAAAGGAUUUUCCGAGGCAACAACGACCAAAAUAGCAUCGUGCCAAAUCCUCUGAGACCCGCAAUAUUUGCCAAGUACAUCCGUCUGUAUCCACUUCAAUGGGUCGGCCACCCUUCCAUGAGGCUUGGGCUGUAUGGAAGGAGACCAGGAUAUCAAGUGCAGCGUCUUAGAGCACUAGGAAUAGAAAAGAGACGCAUACCAAAUCAGCAUUUGACAGCUUCUUCAUCAUGGGACAGAAACCAUGGUCCCUCACGAGGAAGACUCAACACCAAGCGAAGAGGACACAGAGUAGGUGCUUGGUCUACCAAGCGAAACAACAAGUACCAGUGGUUCCAAGUGUACUUCCCAAAACCAAAGACCGUCACAGCAAUCGGGACUCAGGGUCGACAGGAUUUGAACCAAUGGGUGACGAGGUUUUAUGUGAUGUACAGUAUUGAUGGAGUUAAUUUUGUACCAUACAAGAAAUAUGGGGCAACUAAAGUGUUUAGGGCAAACAAGAACAGGAACUCUGUGGUUUACAAUAAGUUCAACCCUCCAAUCAAAGCCAAUUUCAUCCGUGUAUACCCAACAUCAUGGAAUAGUCAUAUCUCUAUGAGAAUCGAAUUGUAUGGAUUCCCUGCAUCUCAAUCUCGCCUUGGUCUCGGUGUUGAAGAUGGUCGUAUACCUGAUGGAUAUUUGACGGCUACUUCAAUGUGGAACAGGGCUCACAGUCCACAACGAGCACGUCUUAACAUUGCCAGAACUCGACACGGUGUAGGCGCUUGGAGUUCCCGUCAUAACAAACGCAAUCAAUACAUACAAAUCGAUAUAGGUAGCCAAGCAAAGGUAGUUGCCAUAGGCACGCAGGGACGUCAGGACGUAAAUCAAUGGGUGAAGAGUUUCAAGAUAUCGUCCAGCAAGGAUGGAAUUCGAUAUAGAUUCUACCCUAAGGUAUUCCGUGGAAACAGAGACCGUCACACUAUUGUAAUGAAUCGCUUUGGUCGAUCUUUGAGUGCGCGCUACGUCAGAGUCCAUCCUGUCACUUGGCAUUCUCAUAUCUCUAUGAGAUUGGAGCUGUACGGCUAUCGAUAUGGCCGUCGACCAAUAAAAGCAAGGCCAUCGGGCAUUCAGUCCGGCAGGAUUCCCAACAAGGCCUUCAGUGCUUCGACUAUUUACAACAAAUACAGCCCAGCCUGGCUUGCUCGUUUGAGGAACAAACCCCGAGGACGAUACACAGGAUGCUGGCUGCCACGUCACAAGAAUGCGAGACAGUGGAUCCAAGUUGAUUUGAAGAAGUUUACCAGAAUUGUGAAGAUUGCAACUCAAGGAAGACCAAACGCUAAUCAGUACGUAACAAGAUUUGUUGUUGCAUACAGCCAAGACCGAAUCAGAUGGCUAAGAUACACCAAAAAUGGACGAGUACAGAUUUUCCAUGGCAACAAAGAUCCAAACACUAUCAAGGAAAAUUUCUUCUCGCCUGCAAUAAGAGCCCGAUAUGUACGAGUCUAUCCCAAGAAAUGGGUCAACUAUAUUGCCCUCAGGCUUGAACUUUAUGGCGCACCAAUUGCUAUUAAUAAGGUACCUAUUGGUGUUGCUGAUGGCAAGAUUCCUAAUGGUUACAUCACUGCUUCGUCCAUCUGGGAUCGAAACCACGCUGCUUGGAGAGCAAGACUGUACACUGUACGAAAAGGCCAUUUGAUUGGUGGAUGGUCUUCCAGGCGAAAUGCACGUGGACAAUGGCUCCAGUUUAACUUUGGAGGAUACACUACUCUUACUAAAAUCCUGACACAAGGAAGGCAAGACAUGGAUCAGUGGGUUACUACCUAUACCGUUGCAUACAGUAAAAAUGGCUAUGGCUUCAAAUCUUUCAAGGCGUUUGGACGAACAAAGAUCUUCAUUGGAAAUACGGAUAGGAACACCGUUGUCGGCCACUAUCUACGGCCACAUGUCCGUUGCAGAUACUUUAGAAUAUAUCCCAAAACGUGGUACAAACAUAUGUCUAUGAGAGUUGGGUUCUAUGGCCGCCGAACAGGAGUCAUUCGCCCGAGCUUGCGUGCGCUUGGAAUUGAACGUGGUCGAAUCCGCAACAAGCAAAUGACUGCUUCUUCUAGCUGGAAUCAUUACCAUGGACCAUUUUUGGCCAGACUAAACAGGCGUGCACGAGGAAGAUACCAAGGUAGCUGGUCAGCAAGACACAACAACAAAUAUCAGUACUUACAGGUAACAUUCCGUCGACCAAAGAAUAUCGUUGCCAUAGCAACCCAAGGGCGUCAGAAUGCCGACCAAUGGGUGACCAAAUACUACCUCACAUACAGUCUUGAUGGAUUACACUAUGUAACUUAUAAGUCAAGAGGAGCUGUGAAGGUAUUCCGUGGAAACAGGAACCGCAAUGGAAUAGUUCGACACAUUCUAAGACGAAGCAUCAACGCAAGAAGCAUUCGCAUUCAUCCAAUCAGCUGGAGAUCGCAUAUUUCCAUGAGAAUCGAGCUAUAUGGACGAAAUGCUGUCUCAAGAUCUCUUGCACUUGGGGUAGAAGAUGGCCGUAUUACUGACUCGUCAUUAAGUGCCUCGUCCAUCUGGGACAUUAACCACAGAGCAGCAAACGCGAGACUCAACUUUGUUCGACGUGGACGCAGAACUGGGGCGUGGUCUUCUAGACACAACAAAUACGGUCAGUGGCUGCAAAUUGAUAUUGGAAGCAUGGCUAUCGUGACUGGUAUUGCUACCCAGGGACGACAAGAUGCUAAUCAAUGGGUGACAAGAUAUCGACUGAAGUACAGCAAAGAUGGGCAAAGAUUCCCGUUCUACGGAGCAGGCAGAAGUAUUUAUACUUUCCGUGGCAACACUGACAGAAAUACCAUUAUUUUCCACCGUCUAAGACAAAUCUCCGCUCGUUUUGUCCGUGUCUACCCACAGUCCUGGCAUAGUCAUAUGUCUAUGCGAGUUGAACUUUAUGGUCGCCGAUACCGCCCAACACGCUUCCCUGUCGCAUGUGGUAUUUCCAACAAACGUCUACCCAACAAAUACAUCACAGCAUCAAGUCAGUGGAACAGACACUACGCCCCAUGGCUCGCUCGUCUACAUCUUCAGCGCAAAGGAAAGUACAUGGGUGGAUGGUCUGCCAGGAGAAACAGACGAGGAGAAUGGAUUCAAUUUGACUUGAGAAGGUUUAAAAAGAUCUACAAGAUUGCCACCCAAGGUCGUAGCCACGCCAACCAGUUCGUCAAGAGUUAUAUUGUCAAGUACAGUUUGGAUGGACGACGCUGGGUGCCCUACAAAGUGAACAGUGUGGUUAAGGUACUUCCUGGUAACAGAGAUCAUAAUACAGUUAAAGAAAACUUGCUUGAACCUCCGAUCAUCGCGCGCUUUGUUCGUAUAUACCCAUGGACUUGGUUUGGACACAUCUCACUAAGGGCUGAGUUUUAUGCUGUGAAUCAACGAAACAAUAAAAUCCCACUAGGUUUGGAAGAUCGCACGAUUCCCAACUAUGCCAUCAGAGCCUCCUCACAGUGGGAUGGUAACCAUGCACCAUAUCUUGCUCGUCUUAACAACAUUAGACGCGGAAGGAAGGUUGGUGGAUGGUCUUCCAGAAAGAACCAACGAGGACAAUGGAUUCAGGUUACUUUUGGAAGAAGUACAAGCAUCACAGGCAUUCGUACUCAAGGUCGUCAAGAUGCGAACCAGUGGGUCAAGACAUACACUGUGGCUUACAGCAACAAUGGAAAGAGCUUCAGAACGUACAGAGUUCGUGGACGUGUCAGGAUCUUCCUAGGAAAUAGUGACCGAAACACCGUUGUGACCCGUCAAUUUAGACCGGCAAUACGAGCACGUUACGUCAGAAUCUAUCCAAAGACCUGGCAUGCUCAUAUGUCAAUGAGAAUUGAGCUCUAUGGAAGGCGAACACGAGGAAUCAUUAAACCUCCGCGCAGACUGAAAGCACUCGGAAUGCAGAGCGGACGCAUCCGUAACAACCAGAUCCGUGCAUCCUCAAACUGGGACCGUAACCAUGGUGCCUUCUUGGGUAGACUCAACAGACGUGCACGAGGAAGAUAUCAAGGUGGUUGGUCAGCAAGAUACAACAACCGUAACCAGUUUAUACAGGUGAAAUUCCGUCGCCCAAAAACUAUAACAGCGGUUGCAACGCAAGGUCGACAGAACGCCAACCAAUGGGUAACAGGCUACUACAUCACUUACAGUCUGGACAAUCUACACUAUACACCAUUUGUAUCACGUGGUCGUGUGAAGAUAUUCACUGCCAACCGUGAUCGUAACACAGUUGUUCUUCGAAGACUACAACCAGCCAUCAGAGCUCUGAGUGUUCGUAUCCACCCCGUCAGCUGGAAAUCACAUAUUUCCAUGAGACUCGAGCUGUACGGAAGGAACUCUGUUAUAUAUCACUUGCCUCUUGGCGUUGAAGACCGUCGUAUUCCAGAACGCGCUUUCAGUUCAUCUUCAAACUGGGACAACAACCACAGAGCUUCAAACGUAAGACUCAACUCUGUUCGACGAGGACGUAGAACAGGAGCGUGGUCUGCUAGACACAAUCGACGUGGACAGUGGCUUCAAGUUGAUAUUGGAAGUCUUGCCCAAGUUACCGGUAUUGCUACCCAAGGACGACAAGACGCAAAUCAAUGGGUGAAAAGCUACUACGUGACGUAUAGUACAAAUGGAAAACGAUUUGUACCUUACAGGCAUGGAAGACGAACAGUGGCAUUCCAUGGUAACCGUGACAGAAACUCCAUAGUAUACAACAGAUUUGUUCGUCCUCUGAGAGCACGUUUUGUACGUGUUUACCCAAAGAGCUGGCAUAGUCAUAUUUCUAUGAGGUUGGAACUUUACGGAAGACGAUAUGGUCGUCGUCCCAUACCUAUCCCAAGUGGUAUUUCCAAUGGCCGUCUGCCCAACAGAUACAUCACAGCAUCCAGUCAAUGGGACAAAAACCACGCCCCAUGGCUUGCUCGUCUGCAUCGUAAACGACGUGGACGUCAAGUUGGAGGAUGGUCAGCUCGUACAAAUAAUAAGAGACAAUGGAUCCAGUAUAAUUUGAGAUCACCAAAGAAUAUUUACAAGGUUGUAACUCAAGGAAGAAGCGAUGCAAACCAGUGGGUGACAAGUUUUGCGAUUGUGUACAGUCAAGAUGGAAGACGAUGGGUGUCAUACAAAAAGCACAGUGUGGUUAAGUUGUUCCCCGGAAAUCGUGACAGAAGUUCACUAAGAGAAAAUCUSUUCAGUCCUCCAAUCACGGCUCAGUAUGUACGAAUCUAUCCAAGAACGUGGCACGGACACAUCUCCCUCAGAGCCGAAUUCUACGUUACCCCAGCACGUCGUUCGGAGAUACCCAUGGGCGUGGAGGACGGUAAGGUACCUUCCACGGCCAUCACAGCUUCAUCACAAUGGAACAGUAAUCAUGGACCUUCGAGAGCUCGAAUCAAUACUAUUCGCCGCGGAAGCAAGACUGGAGCAUGGUCUGCUAAAAAGAACAAUAGACGACAGUGGAUCCAAGUUGACUUUGGAAAACCAACCAUCAUCAGUAAGAUUCUUACUCAAGGUCGUCAAGAUGCGAACCAGUGGGUCAAGACAUACACUGUAUCGUACAGCAAUAAUGGAAGACGCUUCACGUCCUACAGAGUAAGAGGAAGAGUUAGGAUGUUCGUGGGCAACACAGACAGAAACACUGUUGUUAUCCGUUCCUUAAGGCCUUACAUUCGGGCUCGAGUCAUCAGAAUCCAUCCACGAACCUGGAAUGCACACAUCUCUAUGAGAAUAGGAUUCAGAGGAAAACGAUUAGCGGGACCAAUUAGACCAAACUUGCCACCUAGACUUCGAGCUCUUGGAAUGCAGAGCGGUCGUAUCCGUAACAACCAGAUCCGUGCAUCCUCAAACUGGGACCGUAACCACGGUGCCUUCUUGGCCAGACUUAACAGUCGUGCACGAGGAAGACUUCAAGGCGGUUGGUCAGCAAGACACAAUAACCGAAAUCAAUACAUUCAAGUAAAAUUCAGAAGACCAAAGAAGGUAGUUGCCAUAGCAACGCAAGGAAGACAGAACGCUGACCAGUGGGUGAAAACCUACUACAUAACGUACAGUCUGGAUGGUGUACACUUUGCUCCAUUCUCUAAAGCUUCACGCAUUGCUGUGUUUAAUGCUAAUCGCAAUCGCAACUCCGUCAAACUUAACAAAUUUAAUCCUGCCAUAUAUGCAAUAGCUGUUCGUGUUCAUCCAGUCAGCUGGCAUCGUCACAUUUCAUUGAGAAUGGAGUUGUAUGGAAGAAAUGCAAAUAUAAGAUACCUACCACUUGGUGUAGAAGAUCGACGCAUACCAGACAGAGCUCUAUCCGCUUCAACAUCUUGGGAUGUCAAACACGGAGCAUCAAACGCAAGACUCAAUUUUGUUCGACGACGACAUAGAACAGGAGCGUGGUCUGCUAGACACAACCGACGAGGACAGUGGCUUCAGGUUGAUAUCGGAAGUCUUGCCCGAGUUACCGGUAUUGCUACCCAAGGACGACAAGACGCAAGUCAAUGGGUGACGAGCUUCUACAUAACGUAUAGUAGGGAUGGAUUGAGAUUUAAAACAUUCACAGUUGGAAGACGAACAACGGUCUUACGAGGCAACAGGAACAGGAACUCCAUAGUCUUCAACAGGUUACGAAGGCCCUUCUCUGCUCGUUACGUUCGCAUCUUCCCACAAUCCUGGCAUAGCCACAUGUCUAUGAGAGUCGAGUUGUAUGGUCGCAGAUAUGGUGAGUGA
Actinia tenebrosa (Australian red waratah sea anemone) is the source of this 14117-nucleotide messenger RNA. RefSeq lists its product as uncharacterized. The record is from RefSeq and is a predicted model, not a curated record. Lineage: Eukaryota; Metazoa; Cnidaria; Anthozoa; Actiniaria; Actiniidae.